UGUUAGUUUUUGACCUUCAUGUUUAUCACCAAACACAAAUCUCUUCACAAAAAUAGCAUUUUGAUUCACCAUACACUUGUUUGUUCCCACCUUCUAUCUCGCACCAACCCUUUCUAACUUUCUCUCUCUUCCUCACUCCUCACGAACCAACAACAUUCUUCAUUUUUUUCUUCCCAUUUUUUAUUUUUUAUUUUUUAUUUUUUUUUUAUAGAUUUGGUAAUGGGAGACCCAUCUAGUAAAUUUUGAACCUUUUUGAGGUUUUAGUUACUGGGUCGGUUAAAAAAAUGGAAUUUGAGAGGAAAAUGAUGGUGGUGGUGGUGGUGUUGGGUUUUGUUUAAGGAUGAGUUUUUGUUAUGACAUGAAAGGUUGUUGUUGUUGGGCUUUGAAUGUUGUUUCAUUGCCUCUAACCAUUGUCAUCGAAUGCCGAAUAUACAAUUUUGCUAUUCGGCAUUCGAUUCAUUCUUCUUCAUUGAAUUCCAACUUUUCUCCAUUCCAAUCACAAACUAUACAACCCCAUCCAAUAAAUAUGUUUAUUAAAAUUUGAUUUUUUUUUUGAAAAUUUUGAAACUUUUUCCUUGUACUUUUUGUUGUGUUGGAUUCUAAUUCAGUAACUAGAAUGAAUUCGGGUGCUGUUUUAGCAUUGCAUCCUGCUGACAAUGUUUUCAGAACAAGGGAGCCUCCUGAUUUUGAGGAGGACUUUGUAGAGAAAGAUCCAACCGGCCGGUACGUUAGGUACAAUGAAAUCUUGGGCAGGGGUGCCUUCAAGACUGUUUAUAGAGCAUUUGAUGAAGUUGAUGGAAUAGAAGUUGCUUGGAACCAAGUUAGGAUUGAUGGACUCUUACAUUCAGUAGAUGAUCUUGCAAAAUUGUAUUCUGAAGUUCAUCUAUUGAAGUCUUUGAAACAUGAAAAUAUCAUUAAGUUCUACAAUUCCUGGAUCGAUGAUAAACAGAAAACUGUUAACAUGAUUACUGAACUCUUCACAUCCGGAAAUUUAAGACUGUACCGUAAAAAGCAUAAAUAUGUCGAAAUGAAAGCCAUUAAAGGUUGGGCAAGGCAGAUUCUUCAAGGCUUAGUAUAUCUUCACGGUCACAAGCCACCGAUUAUUCACAGAGACUUGAAAUGCGACAACAUCUUUGUGAAUGGAAACCAAGGAGAAGUUAAGAUAGGUGAUCUUGGUUUGGCAAUUGUUAUGCAGCAGGAAACCGCUCGGAGUGUUAUCGGGACACCUGAGUUUAUGGCGCCAGAAUUAUAUGAAGAGGAGUACAAUGAACUUGUUGACAUCUAUUCAUUUGGGAUGUCAAUGUUGGAGAUGGUUACUCUUGAGUAUCCUUAUAAUGAAUGCAACAAUCCAGCUCAAAUAUUUAAGAAAGUUACCUCGGGCAUCAAACCUGCUUCCCUUAAUAAGGUGAGUGACCCUCAAAUUAAGGAGUUUAUUGAGAAAUGCCUGGUUCCAGCGACUGAGAGAUUGUCUGCAGAGGAGCUUCUUAAUGAUCCAUUUCUACAAAUUGAGAAUCCAAAGGAUCCAUGUAUUUAUCCUUUACAGUUAGCUAUGAAAACUCCAAGAGCUACAGAUAUACCCAAAUCUGGUACUCCAUCCAUGGACAUUGAUGCUGACUACAAACUGUUUUCGGGAAGUAACUACGCUGAAAGCAGUCAGGGAAGUCCACAUUGUCCUGUUUUUGAAGUCCAAAGGACUAAUAAGAACAACGAGUUUAGGUUAAAAGGGACUAAAAACGAUGAUAACUCGGUGUCAUUGACUUUGCGUAUUGCUGAUACAUGUGGUCGAGUAAGGAAUAUACAUUUUCUCUUUUACCUUGAUACAGAUACCGCAGUCUCCGUGGCAUCGGAAAUGGUUGAACAUUUGGAGCUGGCAGAUCAUGAUGUGGCUUUCAUAGCCGAGCUUAUUGAUUACUUGAUAAUGAAGCUUCUUCCUUGGUGGAAGCCUUCACCUGAUCAUAACUCAACUGGAGAAAUAAGUCUUUGUAGUGGGUCUUCUAAUGUGGAUCGCCAAAUCUUAAUGGCAUGCCAAUGGAGUUCUAUCCUAGAAAGUAUUCCUGCUAAAAGAUUUAAUCGUCAAGACAGCUUUUCCGGGUUUAAUACAAUUCCUAGAGAAGGUUUCGAGACAGUUGGAAAGAGCUGUUUUUUCAAAAACAUCAAUAAAGCUGUGUCGAAUGCUGUCAGUGACUAUAAUCAUCCUUCUCCUUGUUUGGUUAACUCGGAAGAUCGAUAUUCGCGAGGAUCAGGAGCUUCUGAGAUAGCUGUUGACGACACUUCUAUGAAAAAUGAAAAUAGUAAUGACUCCAACAUUAGUAGCUGUUUUAAAUGUCUAAGAAGGUCCAUACCUGGUCUUGAAGUCGGCAAUGCGUACUUCGAAGACUGUAAAUUGCAGGCAGCAGAUUACAAUGUUGGAGAAAGCACUGUGAACUCAGGAUCAUCAAAUGUUAGCUGUUGUUCUGUUUCUUCAACUGAUAAAGAUAUUGAUCUUGAGCUCAAGCUUGAACUUGAUGCAAUUGAGUCACAAUAUCAGCAUUGGAUCGAGGAACUCUCUAGGAUGAAGUUGGAGGCAUUGGAAGCCUCUAGAAGGAGAUGGAUGGCUAAGAAGAAAGUAGCUGUUCAUGAUUGAUUUUGAGAGAUUGUUGAUUAAUUAAUUAACCUCUUUUUUACCCUUGUCAAAGUUGUUUCAUUGUAAAGUUUAUAUAAUUUGUAUAUUGGAUGUGGCUCAUUUUUUGCA
Messenger RNA from Cicer arietinum (chickpea), 2731 nucleotides. Its product is annotated as probable serine/threonine-protein kinase WNK10. Lineage: Eukaryota; Viridiplantae; Streptophyta; Magnoliopsida; Fabales; Fabaceae. Gene Ontology annotation, biological process: protein phosphorylation. The record is from RefSeq and is a predicted model, not a curated record. Gene Ontology annotation, molecular function: ATP binding; protein serine/threonine kinase activity.